Molecule: messenger RNA, 942 nt
Organism: Boeremia exigua
Lineage: Eukaryota; Fungi; Ascomycota; Dothideomycetes; Pleosporales; Didymellaceae
Product: HotDog domain-containing protein
Exons: 2
Coding region: 1-942 (313 amino acids)
Source: RefSeq, a predicted model, not a curated record
AUGUAUCCCGCCGCAAGGUUCGCCGUAUCGAGAUAUGUGGGACUCCGGGUUCCAUGUGGCAUAAUUCCGCUUGCGCCUGCACGGGGCGAGAUCGGCCGUGGAGGUGCAAAGUGUAUAAGAGAGAUAACCCCAAAACGUGUGGGCCAGACACGGUAUCAAAGUAGCGUUGCACAGGAAACUCAAACCAACACCCAGAUCCCCACACCACCUACUGCCACCAAACGACCCCUCUACAUCCGGCUUCCAAUCGCUCUCGUCCUCACUCUCUUCACUUUCGCAGCAGGCUUCACCAUGGCCGGCGCACCCGCAAUUGAAUCCAUACGGGCUCUCGCCGAACCGCCCAGCGACGAAGAAACACUCACCCUCUUCACCCCCUCGUCUGCUGAAAUCGCCGACAUCGAGAAGAGCAUCUUCACACACGCCUUCACCAAGAGCCUGCUCGAAGACCCCACAUACAUUGCCUCGCGGCCGCACCUCAAGAUCCCCGAGCAACUGCGCGCCCAGAACCUGACGGGCGGUACACUGCUCGGCGCCGACAAGAUCGCGGUGCCGCCGCUGCAAUUCAGCACCGCGGACGGCAGCAAGUUCGUCUCGGUCCAGUAUCUCGGGUCCGCGCUGUGCGGGCACCCGGGCAUCGUGCACGGCGGGCUGCUGGGCACGCUGCUCGACGAGGGCCUGGCGCGCUGCUGCUUCCCCGCGCUGCCCAACAAGGUCGGCGUCACCGCGAGUCUGAAUAUCACGUACAAGGCGCCGUGCAUGGCGAACCAGAUUGUGGUGCUGGUGGCGGAGACGACAAAGGUCGAGGGCCGCAAGGCGUGGGUCAAGGGGCGGCUGGAGACGCUGCCCAAGGCCGAGGGGGAGAAGCCGGUUGUGCUGACGGAGGCGGAGGCGCUGUUCAUUGAGCCGAGGCAGGCGGCGCAGAUGAAGAGGGUGGUUAACUAG